This is a messenger RNA of Cebus imitator (Panamanian white-faced capuchin), 2396 nucleotides long. It is a transcript of the gene TNFRSF19, whose product is annotated as TNF receptor superfamily member 19. The record is from RefSeq and is a predicted model, not a curated record. Gene Ontology annotation, cellular component: plasma membrane. The coding region runs from base 606 to 1916 and encodes 436 amino acids. Lineage: Eukaryota; Metazoa; Chordata; Mammalia; Primates; Cebidae. The transcript has 11 exons. Gene Ontology annotation, biological process: positive regulation of canonical NF-kappaB signal transduction; positive regulation of JNK cascade. Gene Ontology annotation, molecular function: signaling receptor activity; protein binding.
AGUCUAACGUGAUUAGAAAUCAGCCCAACUCUGGCUUCUCUUGAGCUAAACUCCCCCACAGGCUGAAUUAUAGCUCUCCUACCAGUCCCACGGCACUGAAUGAUGUCAUGGGAUCUGCAGCUCAGCGAGAUGAAAGGGAUAAAGCAGGACCCGCUGGCACUAGGAAAAGCUUCCAACACGCAGUCCACAACACAGCUUGGGAACCAAAAAAGCUACAGAUCCAGCCACUCAGCCCAAGCAUGGGAGAACUACCAGCAUUGCUUCAUUGCAAAACAGGGGAGGAAAACAACGUGAUCCAGGUUUAACAAAAGAAAGUGUGGACUAGGAGACGGGAGGGUGACUACCUGCUGAAAGUGAACUUUCUUGAUAUCCGUGCAUAUAUUUAAACUCAGCCCUGCCUUUGAUGUUCAGCAACUGAUCACUGAUCAGAUUACAGGCAUUUCAUCUCCAAGCUCAAUUUUAUUUUCCUGGAUUUGAACUUUCGUCUGGGCUUGUGCUGACAUACAUUUUUGGGAAGGUAGAAGCAUUUGGCACAGAAGUGCUGCCAGGAGGAACUAAGUUGCCGAACGGAACGCUUCAACAAUAAAUACAUUUGAUAAAGAAGGAUGGCUUUAAAAGUACUUCUAGAACAAGAGAAAUUGUCGUUCACUCUUGUAGUGUUACUAGGCUAUUUGUUGUGUAAAGUGACUUGUGAAACAGGAGACUGUAGACAACAAGAAUUCAGGGAUCGGUCUGGAAAUUGUGUUCCCUGCAGCCAGUGUGGGCCGGGCAUGGAGUUGUCUAAGGAAUGUGGCUUCGGCUAUGGGGAGGAUGCACAGUGUGUGACGUGCCGGCUGCACAGGUUCAAGGAGGACUGGGGCUUCCAGAAAUGCAAGCCGUGUCUGGACUGCGCACUGGUGAACCGCUUUCAGAAGGCAAAUUGUUCAGUCACCAGUGAUGCCAUCUGUGGGGACUGCUUGCCAGGAUUUUAUAGGAAGACAAAACUUGUUGGCUUUCAAGACAUGGAGUGUGUGCCUUGUGGAGACCCUCCCCCUCCUUACGAACCACACUGUGCCAGCAAGGUCAACCUGGUGAAGAUCGCAUCCACGGCCUCCAGCCCACGGGACACGGCACUGGCUGCUGUCAUUUGCAGUGCUCUGGCCACCGUCCUACUGGCCCUGCUCAUCCUCUGUGUCAUCUAUUGUAAGAGACAGUUUAUGGAGAAGAAACCCAGCUGGUCUCUGCGAUCGCAGGACAUUCAGUACAACGGUUCUGAGCUGUCGUGUUUUGACAGACCUCAGCUCCACGAAUACGCCCACAGAGCGUGCUGCCAGUGCCACCAGAACUCAGCACAGACCUGCGGGCCGGUGCGCUUGUUCCCAUCCUUGUGCUGCGAUGAGGCCUGCAGCCCCGACCGGGCGACUCUCAGCUGUGGGGUGCAUUCUGCGGCCAGCCUUCAGGCGAGAAACGCAAGCCCAGCUGGGGAGAUGGUGCCGACUUUCUUCGGGUCCCUGUCACGGUCCACCUGUGGCGAGUUUUCAGACGCCUGGCCUCUGAUGCAGAAUCCUGUGGGUGGUGACAACAUCUCUUUUUGUGAUUCUUAUCCUGAACUCACUGGAGAAGACAUUCAUUCUCUCAAUCCAGAAAAUGAAAGCUCAACGUCUUUGGAUUCAAACCAUAGUCAAGAUUUGGUUGGUGGGGCUGUUCCAAUCCAAGCUCAUUCUGAAAACUUUGCAGCAGCUACUGAUUUAUCAAGAUGUAACAACACACUGGCAGAGCCAGCAUCAACUCUGGAUGCGCUAGCUACGAGACGCCAGCUAGAUCAAGAGAGUGGUGCUGCCAUCCACCCAGCCACUCAGACACCCCUGCAGGUCAGUGCCCUUUGUGAUGAGGACAUGCCUAAUGGCUACACUUUGCUGAGGAUAUUUUCCCCAUGAGGAUGGAAGCUUAAAGGGCCUGCUUCUUUCUGCAGUUGAAGUGUGUGCUGGCACCCAAAGAGUACUCCUUUGUUAGGCUUAUGGACUGAGCAGUCUGGGCCUUGCAUGGCUUCUGGGAAAAAAUAAAUCUGAACCAAACUGAUGGCGUUUUAAGCCUUUUAGCCAGUUGCUUCUGAGCCAGACCAGCUGUAAGCUGAAACCUCAACGAAUAACAAGAAAAGGCUGUGGGCCAACUUAUGAUAUUCUGCAUGUUUCCUACAUAAGAAGCUUCUCUGCCACAAAGUGACUUCAAAGACGGAUGGGUUGAGUUGGCAGCCUACGAGACUGGGGACAUAUAACAAGAAACAGAAAUGCCUUCAUGCUUAUUUUCAUGGUGAAUAUGUUUUUACAAGACUGAAGACUCAGAGUAUACUUUUUCUUUCCAGAAAUAUUUUCAUAUCGCCUAUGAAAUGUCAGAUAAAUUACCUUAGCUUUUAUGUA